GAAAGACGCGCUCUUCUGGUGAUAAACUUCAUCGCAACCUCUUCUGCGUCAGGACAAGGAUUUCAUUGUUCUUGGUCUUACCCACUGAUUUUCGAAUUGACUAUUAUACAUUAUCUUCCUUGACCAUACCAGCAACAGCAUCAUGGAUCCCUACGACAGCGACUCCUCCUUCGACGAUGAGGGGGACUUCAGCGAGACCAACGUGCUGCUGGGCUACGCAGCCGAUGAGAUUGUAGAAGACACCAUCAGUCACCUGGGAGGCUGGCCGGUACGUACAAUCCUCAAUUCAUCUCCUGAUCCCCUUUUCCCGUAGUCCGACUACCAAAAUACCCCUCACAGACCUGGCUCGACGACGCUACCCCACCUCCGGGCGACUUCGCCAAAUGCAAAGUCUGCAACCAGCCCAUGCUCCUCCUCCUCGAGCUGCACGGUGACCUCCCCAACGACUUCCCCGACGAUGAACGCCGUCUCUACAUCUUCUCCUGCCCCCGCAAAGCCUGCAACCGCAAACCAGGCAGUAUCCGGGCCCUGCGCGCCGUCAGAAAGCUGAAGAUCGAGCCCCAACAUCAACCUCCCCGCCAAAAGGAAGAACAAAAGCCAGAAUCCCCGAACGAGGUGAAGAAAGAAGAAGAAGAAGCGAAGAAGCCCGCCGCCCCGAAGCCAGACCUCGGAGCCAGCCUAUUCGGUUCCUCCACUCUCACCAGCAGCGUCUCCGCCAGCGCAAACCCCUUCUCCGCCGGCGCUUCUUCCACCAGCACCAACAACAACCCGUUCGCAGCUCCAGCGCCCUCCCCCGGCCUCGCCGCCAAACCCACCACCUCUCCAGCACCUACUCUCUCCGAAUCCUUCGCCGACAAAGUCCGCAUCUCCUCUCCUCAACAACAACAACCCAAAACCAACCUCAUCCCACCUCCCGAAGCCUCCACCACCCCCAACACUCCCUGGCCCGCCCAAUCCGACUUCCCAACACCCUACACAAACUUCUACCUCGAUGCCGAAUACGAGGCCAUGUCCCGCCCCUCCACACCUACUAUCCCCGCCAACGUGACCAUCGACAACACAGAAGAAGAGGGUCCCAAUGGCGGCGCAGCGGAGCUCAAAGAUACCUUUGAAUCCGAGCUCGACAAGGCGUUCAUCCGCUUCUCUACCCGUCUCGGCCAUAACCCCGAACAAGUCCUCCGCUACGAGUUCCGCGGUACGCCAUUGCUCUAUUCCCAUGCUGAUGCGGUGGGCAAGCGGCUCCACGACCCGGCGAAGACAGCGAACCCCAAUGCCAAGGUUACUACGGUUGGUGGAGGGAGUCGCAUGCCUCGCUGUGAGUAUUGUGGUAGUGAGCGCGUGUUUGAGUUGCAGCUUGUGCCUCAUGUUAUCAGUGUGUUGGAGGAUGGGAGGGAAGGUGUGGGGCUGGGACCCAAGGAUGAUGCUGGUAUGGAGUGGGGGACUAUCAUUUUGGGAGUCUGUGGGAAGGAUUGUGGACCGAAGGAAGUCGGUGUUGUCGGUUAUAGAGAGGAGUGGGCUGGUGUGCAGUGGGAGGAACAGGCGAAAUAGAAUGAUGAUGAGGAUGAUGAUGGGUUACGGAUUGGAACUGUGAGGCGUAAUGUCCGUUCAAGACUUGAUGUUGAUGACAUAUAUAUCAUAUAUAGACUUGUGUUCUUUUUGUUUAGGAUUGGUU
This is a messenger RNA of Aspergillus eucalypticola CBS 122712, 1672 nucleotides long. RefSeq names its product small subunit rRNA maturation protein TSR4. Gene Ontology annotation, cellular component: cytoplasm. The transcript has a single exon. The record is from RefSeq and is a predicted model, not a curated record. NCBI's taxonomy places the organism in Eukaryota, Fungi, Ascomycota, Eurotiomycetes, Eurotiales, Aspergillaceae. Bases 406 to 1548 code for a protein of 380 amino acids. Gene Ontology annotation, biological process: maturation of SSU-rRNA.